UCAAAGCAAUACAUGGCAUCGAGCAUGCGCAGUACAGAGCGCUUUAAAACUAGACUUGAGGAGGGAACAUGACGAGCAUUGUUGGUGGACUUCACUUAUAGCCCAGGGGGCAGCCAGCCGCGGUCACACCAUGAACAGUCGCCAUGAGCAUGAGAGCCUCCCCGGGUCCACAUUCGGGAUCCAAGCCGAACGCUGACGCCAUCGGGGGGACGUUCACUUUGCUUCCCUUGAGUCUCAGGAGGGAGUCGCGUGACUCGCCCUCGGAUGCUCCAGACAACGUCCGGUGGGCUGACAAAAUCCCGAGCAAGCCCAAGCGCUCGGAGCAGACUUACAUGAGCGGCGACGUCUCGGAAGUCGUCGAAGCAAACCGGGCCGCCGCCGUGGGGGUUCUUUCCCCUGUCGGACCAAUGGGGGGUGAGGGAACCCCGGUGAAAGGUAAACCCCUCUCCGUGGACAAUACGGACAACCCUCAGAUGGCUCAAAACAACACGCCCAAGGAUGCCGAUGGCGUCCUUGGGGCCGCGUCCAUCGAAGUGUCGUCUGAGGGCAAGUGGAAGAACCUCCGGAAGAGUCCGGCCAACCCGCACACGCAGGCCAACUGUCUGCGACAGAUCCUGCUGCUGCAGCUAGACCUCAUCGAGCAGCAGCAACAGCAGCUGCAGUCCAAGGACAAGGAGAUAGAUGAUCUCAAAGCAGACAAGGAGACGCUUCUGGCACGUAUCGAGCGCAUGGAGCGCCGCCUGCAGCUCACCAAAAAGGACCCACCGCGCGACAAGCGGCUCUUCCAGCCCCUGGAGCCGUGGACCCCCGACAAGGAGGACAUGUGGGACCUAGAAGUGGAGGAGAGUCCGCAGCCCAAUCCAUCUGCCCUCCUGCCCCUAAGUCGAGGAAGCAAAGGUCAAAAGAGGAAAUCCUGCUUCGGGGAGUCCAAACUCCAAAAGUCGCGCGGCAAAAACUCCAAGCUGAGUCCUCACAAGCUGGAAAGUCAACCGGCAUCUCCGUCUCAACGAGAGCUGCGCAACAAGGAAACGCCAGAGAAGAGCGCCCCCGCAGGGCUGCCCUGCAAAGAGGAGGCAGAGCUGAGCUGCCAGAUGGACGACCUUCCCUUCCUGUCCACCACGGAGAUGUACCUGUGCUGCUGGAACCAACCUCCUGUGUCGCCUCUGCGUGAGACUUCUCCCAAGAAGAAGGAAGAGGAGGAGGAGGAGGUGACCAAUGCAUCCAACACUCACUCCAUGAUUAACUUCCUUUUCCCGUCUUCGUGCCGCCUCUCAGUUCCCUCGUGGCGGGAAAAUGUCAUCGAGGCAUUGGGUGACGAUUUAAGCCUUGACACGCAAGAGCCUCUGGAUGACGGUGUAUUCCUCAAGCGCCACGCCAAGCUGGAACUGGAUGAGAAGAGGAGGAAGAGGUGGGACAUCCAGCGGAUCCGAGAGCAGCGCAUGUUUCAGCGCCUGCAGCAGCGCAUGAACAGGAAGAAGAUCAUACCGGAGACUGAGCCCGAGCUUUCAUCAUUCUAUCCGGAAACUGAAGACGUUGAAGCGAUCAUGAUCACGCCCUUCUUGCCAGUGGUCGCAUUUGGUCGGCCGUUGCCCAAACUCACACAAGAGAACUUUGAUCUGCCCUGGCUGGACGAGCGCAGCCGCUGUCGCAUUGAGGUUCCCAAGAAACACACCCCUCACCGGACCUGUCGCAAGUGAAUGUCACCGAGCAGGAGACGCGGUCACUUAGUACGAUGCGGUUUAGUCCCUAGUUGUGUGUGUGUUCUCGCGGACGUGCGUGUGACUACUGUUGCUUUCUGUGUGGAAGCUAAAGGCGUCUCGCUGCCUGGGCUCGGAACACACAUAUCACUCAGUCACUGGCGUGUGGUGUGAGACAGAAGCUCUGUUCCCACCUUCUAAUAACAUCACUGUUACUGCACUCAGUUGACACAUGAAUAAACUUUUCACAUUGGACAACUUCAAACCUCCCGACUCGCUGCUUUGGGGGAAGAAAUGUCCCAACCUACCUGUGGUGCUGUGUAUCUCUCUCUCAACCAUCCAUCUUUGGAUCAAUGUGAUGUGUAACAACUUCACACUCGAAAGCAUGUUGGGGGGAAGCAACUUGGGGAAAAAAAUGAAAGGCUGAAUCCAUUUCCUCUUGCGGUGGGUGGGGGAGAACGAGACGGGUCCUAAUGUUGACUUGAAGCCCAGUGUUCUGUUACUUUCUUUGGUUUAGUUCUUUUGCUUUUACACUACUCAUAAAAAGUUGUUAAUAUUGGACUUUUGGUUUUAGGAAUCUUGGGCUUUCGGUUGCAAUUUUCAUUCACUUCUAAGCCUUUCUGUGACUCUUGCAGUCUUUGUGAAAGAAGUACUGAUACAUUGAACAGUUGGACAAGUGCAUUCAAAAGUUGAGAGUUCAAAUUAAGUUUACCUGUUAAGGUUAUGGUCCAUCCUGAAAUUUCACCUCAACUCCAUUUUUGUGAGUAGUUUACAUGUGAAUUGCAUGGGUUCUAUUUAGCUGUAACAGACAUCAGAAACAAUGGUAGCAUGGCUUAACCCCUCGAUGGAGCAUCUUCUCUGCUCUUCAGCAAAAUUAAAAGACGCAAGCAUGACAUUUGGCUGCAAGCGUCCAGGAAGAGUGGGAGAAUACUGACACACAAGUAGUGAAUGUAUACGUUGAACUCCAGGAGCAGUUAGUCGACAUCAGGGCUCCAUUUUAGAAACAAAAGUUUCUAGCUUGUAGUUCUAACAAAUGCUGCCAUACUCAUCCCUCUCAGUGAUCUGUCUUUGUUUUGCUUUCCUUCACAAUGCAACAGCUUCAACCGCUCUACAAGUGUGUAGAUGUUGGCUACGUCUGGAAACUUUUAUGUACAUAGCUUUCACAAACAAAUGUACAUAAAACAUGGCUGUUAUUUUUUUAUUAUUUAAUGUUGAACAUGUUGAGUACAUUAAAAAUUCAAUGAUUGUAUGUUGACAAAUUGAACGUUGCAUUUUCUUUUUGGAAUAAAAUGACCAUCUCUAUGCUUUAUGGAUCUGAAUUUGGUCUUCCCCCCCCCCCCAUUGCUGGAAUAAGUUGUAUGUAAUAUGUAUUUUUCAGUACAUGAGAAUAUGAUCGUUUACAAUUCCCAGGGUCCACUUUGGUAACCAAUCACGGUGGUAGCUUGGUGACAUCAUUGCUAUAAUUUUUUUUCCCUCUUUGUCAUCAGAUUUUUUGGGGUGAAAACUGAGAAAGCUUGUCUGUUAAAAUGCCAAAAUUAGUGUUAAAUCUCCCCUCCCAUCAAUUUAUUUAUUUAUUUUUACAUUCUUUGAUGUCUGUCGGGUUUACAAGAUAAUUUGGGUUGGAAAUGCCCAGGAUGCCCUUUUUCAAGAUAUUCUCGUAGGUCCAAUACACCUGGUAUAUGAGAUGGCCGGAUUUCCCAUUAAUAUGUGACAUGAAAAUAAGCUUUGCUGUCAUUGUUUCUCUUUUCAAUUUAAAGAUGGUAAACAGCUCUGAUUGCCUGCCGCGUUCAUUGCUCGUGUACAUUAUGGCGACAAUGACCGCAAGUGUCAGUAUUUAAUCCACAGUUGGAUUAUGAAGUACUGUAACCCACAAUGUAUGCUUUUAUAUACUGUAUUUGCAUGGCUCGGCCUUCUAAGUUUUCAGAUUUAUGGCUCUGGCCCAAUAGAAAUCGUAAUUGAGGCUAUUAGGACCUUUUUUUUUUUUUUAACCUGUCUUGCAUUCUUUCACCAAUAAACGUUUGUUAAAU
Phycodurus eques (leafy seadragon) is the source of this 3724-nucleotide messenger RNA. It is a transcript of the gene msl1b, whose product is annotated as MSL complex subunit 1b. Bases 144 to 1697 code for a protein of 517 amino acids. The record is from RefSeq and is a predicted model, not a curated record. NCBI's taxonomy places the organism in Eukaryota, Metazoa, Chordata, Actinopteri, Syngnathiformes, Syngnathidae. Gene Ontology annotation, cellular component: MSL complex. The transcript is spliced from 9 exons.